AUGUCCGAAGCAGAGGUAUCCUUAGGGUUCGAGAGGCCCAGGCAGGUCGUCAAGAAGGUUCUCUCCAAGUCCCAGAGCGAGGGCGAUGGGGCGACCGUUAGGAGGAGUAUCGGAAGGUCUCUCCUCUCUUUCUCUCUCUAUCCUUUCCCCUCUCUCUCUCUAUCUCUCUCUCUGAUGGUCGUUCUCUUUUGCUCGGGGAUUCAGGCCGGAGUUGAAGAAUUUGGAUCCGUUCCUCCUGCUGGACGAAUUUUCAGGUAUCUUCAGAUCUUCGUUUAUUUCUCGAUCGUUGAACGAAUCGGUCGCUGAAUGAUCCCAUGUUCUUCCCAGUCGCCUCUCCCGCCGGAUUUCCAGACCACCCGCAUCGAGGUCCGCCCCUUUCUCUCUCGACUGUAUAUUUUCUGUCUUCGUCUCGAGUCACGCGGAGGAUCAAUCUGAAUCUGUAAAUCGUCUUCUUCUUCUUCCUUUCUUCUCCAAUUCGACGUCUGCUCGCAGGAUUCGAGACCGUCACCUACAUGCUCGAGGUAUGACUCCCGAUCGAUCCGCCAAAAUUCUUCCCCAAUUUCAACUUCUCGUCGAUGACGACGAUCCUCGACGUGCCCGGCAGGGAGCCUUCACUCAUCAAGACUUCGCCGGCCACAAGGGGACGAUUGGCCCCGGCGACCUCCAGGUGCGUUUCUGAAACAUUUCGAGCGAGUUUCUGUUCCAUAUCACAUUCUCAUCCUCGUGUUGGAUCCGCCGCCACGCCAGUGGAUGACCGCUGGCAGAGGGAUCAUCCACUCGGAGAUGCCGGCCGGCGAAGGCGUCAACAAAGGUCUGCAACUCUGGAUCAACCUCUCCUCCAAGGACAAGAUGUAAUCUCUGCUCCCCCCCUCUCCCUCGUUCCAAUCCGCCACCGUGUUCUUCUUUCUUCUCACCGGGAAGUGGAAACCCUAGGAUCGAGCCGCGGUACCAGGAGUUGCAGAGCAAGGACAUCAGCAAGGUGGAGAGAGAAGGCGUCGAGGUCCGCAUCAUCGCCGGCGAGUCCUUCGGAGUGAAGUCCCCCGUCUACACGAGGACCCCCACCAUGUACCUGGACUUCACGCUGAAGCCCGGCGCGAAGGUGCACCAGCGGGUGCCGGAGGGAUGGACCUCCUUCGUCUACGUCGUCGACGGCGAGGGCGUCUUCGGCAGCGCCGACGACUCGCCGACCGGGGCCCACCACACGCUGGUGCUCGGCUCCGGGGACGGGCUCAGCGUGUGGAACAACUCCGGUGAUCCCCUCCGCUUCGUCCUCAUCGGCGGGCAGCCCCUCAACGAGCCCGUCGUCCAGUGGGGGCCCUUCGUCAUGAACACCCACGCCGAGAUCGAGCAGACCUUCGAGGAUUACCGCCUCUUCAAGAACGGCUUUGAGAAGGCCCGGCAAUGGAGGUCUCGCCCCGAGUCCCACUGA
Messenger RNA from Spirodela intermedia, 1429 nucleotides. Lineage: Eukaryota; Viridiplantae; Streptophyta; Magnoliopsida; Alismatales; Araceae. The record is from the annotation of a GenBank genome assembly.